UUCAAGGACCAUGCACAGUUUUAAAUACUUCUUUUGUUUUUUGUUUUCUAUAGCGGAAAUUGUUGCCGAAGAUAAGAGAAUUCUUAUAAAUGAUCCUGAUGUCAUGACUCAAAUAAAACAAAUGUCAUUGGAGUUACAAACUCUUAAACAAAAAACUGCACAACUGGAACAGGAAAGUACACAAAAGUCGUCAGAAGUAAGCCAAAUGAAACUGGAUCUCGGAUCAGCCAAAAUUAAAAUAACACAGUUAGAAAACUCAAAUUCUGGAUUUGGUUCUGUUUAUACCAGAUGGGGAAGAAAGGAUUGUCCAUCAAACGGGACAGAGCUGGUUUAUACUGGAGUUACAGGUGGAGGCUUAUUUGAUCAUACUGGAUCAGCUGUUAACUACGUUUGUUUACCUCAUGACCCAGACUUUAUUCAGGGGGACACACCUGGUGGCGCUGCAACAAUAUACGGUAGUGAAUACCAAGACAAUUACUUCGGUCAUAAUUUAUUUGACAAUGAUGUACCUUGUGCAGUUUGCAGAGCAGUUACCAAGUCGUCUGUGCUUAUGAUUCCCGGCAAAAUCAAAUGUUAUGGAGACUGGCACUUAGAAUUUUAUGGACGAUUGGCAGCUGGAUACGAUAACCAUAACGCUGCAUCUGAAUUCGUAUGUGUUGAUCACCAGGCACAAUAUAUAGAAGGCGGUGGUGCUAAUCAUGAUGGAAAACUUUUCUAUAAGGUCGGAGCUAAAUGUGGGUCAUUGCCGUGUCCACCUUAUUAUGAUAUGGCACCGAUGUCUUGUGUUGUUUGUUCAAGGUGA
Messenger RNA from Mytilus trossulus (common blue mussel), 802 nucleotides. RefSeq lists its product as uncharacterized. The transcript has 3 exons. The record is from RefSeq and is a predicted model, not a curated record. Lineage: Eukaryota; Metazoa; Mollusca; Bivalvia; Mytilida; Mytilidae. The coding region runs from base 11 to 802 and encodes 263 amino acids.